AUGGAGAAGAAACAAGACGGACACAUCGCAUUCUUGGAUGUCGAGGUUUCAAGACUACCAGAUGACACCCUAUCCCGGACAGUAUAUAGGAAGCCAACACACACCGACCGCUACCUGAACAACCGGUCAUUCCACCACACCAGCAUCAAGGCCCCUGUCAACAGAACCCUCGUACGCAAUACCUCCCACCGGAUCCAGUGCAUCUUUUUACACCAUGGCAUCAAAGUCUUCCAUACCACCCCCAACAAGAUCCAAGCAACUCUCCAGUCUCACAAGGACAAACAAGACCCCAAGACCAAGCCAGGGGUCUACAGGAUCCCCUGUGAAUGUGGCAAGGUGUACAUUGGCGAAACUGGCAGAGGUCUCACUACCAGACUCAAUGAACACCGAGCCCACGGACGAUGGGGGGAUCUCGAGAAAUCUGCCAUCAUCAAACACUCCAGCACUGAAGACCACCAAGUCCACUGGCAACAAGCCCAUCUCAUUGCCAACAUAGAGCAAUGGUAUCCACGCCGUGUUCGUGAGGCAAUUGAGAUUCACAAGAACAGAACAGUUCCACAAGACACAGGCUUCACCAUCAGUUACAUCUGGCGCCCCAUCCGCAACCCUUCUUAG
Molecule: messenger RNA, 615 nt
Organism: Acanthaster planci (crown-of-thorns starfish)
Lineage: Eukaryota; Metazoa; Echinodermata; Asteroidea; Valvatida; Acanthasteridae
Source: RefSeq, a predicted model, not a curated record